CUGGGGUGAUUGGCUGGGCUCCGGGGCCGUCAGGCGCCGGGGUAUCCCAGUCCGAGGCCAUGUGGGCGAGGCUGGCGGGGGUUGCCGAUCCGUGGAUGCUCCUUGGUGGCUCGAGAGUCUGCUGGUCGCUCGCCGCGCUAGCGCCCGGGGGCUGCCGCAUGGAAGAGCCCGGCCCGGGGAGCAGCGGGGUGGGGGACGCGCCCCCCCCGGCCAAGAGGCGGCGGCUGCUGGCCGGGGAGGAGAAGCGGCCGGGCCGCGGCGAGCGCUACGUGCCGCCCCCGAGGAAGCGCAACCUCGGUGUGAGCUUCAGCGAGACGCACUUCGCCGAGACCCGCUACUACUUCGAGGGCGGCCUGCGCAAGGUGCGGCCCUACCACUUCGACUUCCAGACCUACUGCAAGGGCCGCUGGGUGGGCAAGAGCCUGCUGCACGUCUUCAGCACCGAGUUCCGCGCCCAGCCCAUCGACUACUACCGGGCCGCGGCCAGCGCCGGCCGCCUGCGCCUCAACGAGCAGCCCGUGCGGGACCUCGGCAUCGUGCUCAAGAAUAAUGAUUUUCUGAGGAAUACGGUGCAUCGCCAUGAGCCUCCAGUCACUGCUCAGCCUAUCCAGAUCUUGGUAGAGAAUGACGAGGUGGUUGUCGUGGACAAACCCUCGUCUUUACCUGUACACCCAUGCGGCAGAUUUCGACACAACACAGUCAUCUUCAUCUUAGGCAAAGAGCAUAACCUAAAGGAGUUGCACACUAUUCACCGGCUUGAUCGCAUGACAUCUGGUGUGCUCAUAUUUGCCAAGACUGCAGAAGUGUCUAAAAGGAUUGAUGAGCAAGUUCGGCAGAGACAGCUGGAAAAGGAGUAUGUCUGCCGCGUGCUUGGGGAGUUUCCAGAAAAUGAAGUGACCUGUGAGGAACCCAUCCUGGUUGUUUCUUACAAAGUGGGCGUGUGUCGUGUGGACCCCAAAGGCAAAUCCUGUAAAACUGUCUUCCAAAGGCUUAGUUACAAUGGCAAGACCAGUGUGGUCAAGUGUUUUCCAUUCACGGGUCGCACCCACCAGAUCCGGGUCCAUUUGCAAUUCCUGGGAUAUCCUAUUGUCAAUGACCCCAUCUACAAUAUGGAAGCCUGGGGUCCUACUAAGGGUAAGGGUGGUGAGAUUAAUAAAACAGAUGAGGAGCUUCUCAGGGCUUUAGUGGAAGAACAUUGUUCCAAACAGAGUUUGAGCAUCCUGGACAUUUCAGAGGAGGACCUGAAGCCCAUUGUGGGAAGUGAAGAAUGUGACCGUUCAGAUUACUGUACUAAGACAGUUGAGAUUACACCUAUAAGUGCAGACUCCUGCAGAACUGAGGACUCUAAGGAUCAGAAAGAAGCUGAAAUACUGGCUUGUUUGCCAAAUUAUGAUACCAGACCAGAAACACAUGAAGCAAACCCUGAAGGCACUAGUUCAAGUGGGAAUCAGGAUGGACUAAACCCUGAAGGAGCUAGUUCAAGUGGGAAUCAGGAUGGACAAACAGAAGAAAAGGACCCUCUGUGUGAGGAGUGUAAAAUAGUAAGGCAGGACCCAUCUCCUAGGGAGCUGGUGAUGUACCUGCAUGCCUUACGCUACAAGGGAGCAGAGUUUGAAUACAAUUCCAAGAUGCCAGACUGGGCUCUAGAGGACUGGGAUGAAAGCUAAGAAUAGAUACUGAGACUUUUGUGUUUCAUUUUAGUUGUGUUGGAAGGAAAGUAUUUGCUAAAAUCCUGAACUUGUGUGUGGUAAAAAUACCUCAUUGGAGCUAUUGCGAUCUUCCAUCAUUAUUUAUUGUGUAGUGCCUGGAUUUGUUUGUGAAUUUUGAGGCAGUGGGAGGAGUUCUUCCUGAUCAGUCUUGAGAACUCUUUCCUAACAAUGAACCUGCUGACACCUACUGAAGGGAGAGAUGGUUAAUCCAGACACCUUAACUAUGUUUUCCUUUAAGAUAGUAACAGUAAUGGGUAAAAAUAUUACUCAAAGGUGGGAAGCUUGGAACAAUUGCUUUCUCUUCUCACCACGCGGUGUUCGGGGUGCAUCCUUGUUUGCAAAUUGAAUGGAGUUGCUUACUAAAUGCAUACAACUAAGACAAUCAGCAUCUUGGCUCUUUUCCUGUAUGUCAGUUAUCUAACUCGUCUUUCUGGGUAAGAGUUGGUGAGAUGUUCGUCAAUCUAAAAUACUUCAGGUGUCACACCCAGAUCAGUUUCAGUUAUGUUCUUAGUUUUGUUCAUACCAAGGCACUGUGCAGGCUGGUUCUUUUCCUGCCAGGUUAAUCUUCAUUCAUUUUAUCUGGAGUUCUGUUGCAUUGUGCAGUUCUUGUCAAUAAGACAUUUCCAUCCUCUUUGUGUUUCCAGCUUCCUUUUUUUUUUUUUGGUUCCAAGAUGGAGCACAGUCUGUCCUUAAAUCAGCUUUGCAAAAUUCCUUGGACAAGCAUACUGCUCCAGCUAAAAAUUCAGUAGCCCAAAGAAAUGGUCUAAUUUGCUGUUAGAGUCCAUAUCUGUAGGUACUCCCAUCCAAAACAGUCUCUACAUACUUUAACCGGUCUCUUGUUUUCUACCUCCUCCCAUAUAGUUUCUCUCCUUAUUUCUUAACCCCCAUCACGCUCUAUACUGUACAUCUUGUACUGUGCAUAUCUUUUCUAACAUAUCUUAACCACUCCCUUCCAUGUACCCACACAUAGGGCUUAGAAAGCUUAACAAUACAUAAUAGCCAGAAAGCUAAGUCUGAUAUGGAAGAUGGCAGGGACUUGCUGUUUCAAGGAUGGCUCUACUCCACCCUCUUUUGGCUUUUUGGUUGUUCUAAGCAGGGAUGUUUCUACUAUCCUAGCCUUCAUUUUGCAGCUCCCAGCCUCAGUAGGAGGUGCUUCAGUACCAGCCUGUGCUGUUGCUCAGAGACUUUGUGAGUUGCUGCAGAAUGAAACACCUGAUUGCAGUAGAGAUACCAACAAGAUAUAGGGUUCUGAAUAGUAAAAGUAAAACUGAAAAUACCUAGGUUAGUUUUCACUUUGCUGCAGCUUGUUCUGAAAGUUCUAACCCACAGCUGAGGUAUUUCAAGAAUUAGAGCACGCCAUCUGUUUGUGUGUGUGAAGACUUUAGGAUGUAAAAAAAUGUUAACCUUGUGUGGCUUUUUUUUUUUUUUUUUAAGGGCGGGACAGUGAUGUUCUCACCGGGACAUUUCCUAUUUUCCAUGGCAAAGUGGAUUUUUCCAUCCCAACCUUAAAUAAUAAUGCUUAUGUUGGUAGAUGCGUGCUAGCUCCUUUGUACUUGCCCUGCAGUGGACAGUAAACCCAAACCUGUAGAACCCAGUGCAUUGCUGGUAAUUUUUUUGUCUGAUGUUAGGAAGUCUAGAAUGUUAUUGGCUUAUUCCAAGGAUGCCAAGAGUGCAUCUAGACUAGAAAAAAGAGUGUGGGGAUCUUGGCCAAACAAAAAUCCUCUCUCAUUACCCAGUGCUUUGUUUGAUCAACAUGCAUAGUCCUUUGAUUAUUACAGCAGCACUUAGAGGCCUUGACCAGAGCCUUAUGUGGUAUGCAUUGCCCACACAUAAUAAGAUAGCCCCUGCCCUGAUAAGGCUUACAGACUAACUGUGAACAUUCACAUCUAAUCUUCUAUUUGCCCAAACUGGAGCCAUAUCUUCAAAGAGGGUUUCUUCAGUAUUCAUAAUCUUGACCGUGUGAAAUACAAAGGUGACAAAGUAAGAAAUGGCACAACUGCUACUUUACCUAAUAAUUUACGCGUGUUAAUGCUAAGUGCUUUCUUUAUAAUUCUGUGGCUAUAGUGUAGGAGGGAAGUACAGAGGCUCCAUGAUUUACCAACUAGUAUGUCACAUUGCCCCAUUCUGCAAAAUGAAAGAUCAUUAGCAUAACAAGAGAGGAGAAGGGUUUUUUUAACUCUGGUUUAUCUUUGCUGACUGAGAUGUUGAAGAAUGUGUUGAAUUUAUCAUUCUGCCGCUUGAAUAAAUACAUCCAACAGAGGUGGUCCUCUAGCAACACCAGGAAAGACCAGAGUUGCUGAGAGUGAUGCACAUACGAAAAAAACCAGCCACCCUACAGCAUUUUAAAUAAAUAAAUAUAUAACUAUAUACACACUUUUUAAAAAUCCUUGGUGGAUCAUUGCAUAAAGCUGAUGGCAAAGAACAAAGUGCUAUUUUAUAAAUCUGGGCAAACCCUUCCAUCCAACCUUUGAUGAAACUAAUUUUGAGCCUGAAAGCUCCAGCUGGAGCUCUUGGGGUUUCCAUACUUCCUGAUGAGGGAAUGGCAGCCUUGCCUCAAGCUGUUGCUCUCAGGAUCUGAACUCCCAGUACCUUAGGGAGCGUGGAAGUUCAGAGAUCCCCAUCUCCAGUUGGGGCUUCCAGGCUGUCUGCCACUGAGCCAGACUCCCCAGUCAACUUGCACCCCGGAUGCCUAUGCUCUUAUUAGCUUGGGGAGCCAGCUGAUGUGGGAAUUUGGUAGCCCUAGGUUUGCCAUCCAUGUGGCCAGGCUGCCAUGGAGCUAGUGGACCAUGGAAUCCCUGGUAGCUGCUGUUCAAGACUGAAUGGUAGCCUUGAAAAUGACCCUUUGAUAUCUGCUAUUCAGUGGCGGGAAGUAGUGAAAGUGACAUGAAUUAUAUCAGUUUCACCAAGCAGUUACCUGGGAGCUAUUUCCACAGGUGCUGGAACUAAGUGAUACCGCACCGCCAACCUUGAAAUGGUUUCUGUUAUAUACAGGGUUUACAGUUCAGUUUAAUGGCUCUCAGCACCCGCCCUAUACAAAUUGUUCUGGCACCCCCUGCAUAUUUCAUUUUGAAAACACUGUUUCGGUGUUUCGGAAACAUGAUUUUUCAGAAUCUCCAGUUCAGGGGAAAUUUUGAAUGUUGAAAUUUCCUAUGACCUGGAAAUUCCAAAUUUCAGCCAACCAUAGUCCCAAAUUUAAUUCUGCUGUCUCCUCUAUUUCUUCUGUAAGAGGAUCACCACAGGAAGCAAAUCCCUUAUAAUGCUAAAGUGUGGAGGUAAUUUAUGUUCCUGUGUGGUGAACGGCCUAUUGUGGAAAAUGUUGGGGAAGGAGUAAGUACAAAUAAUGUUUUGAGUGCUGUGUCUUAGCUUCAUUUUUUUUCUGGCCAUGCUUAAGUUACUUUUAAGGCCUUAAUGCACCACCAUAUUAUCUAAUGUAUCCUGUUGCUGAUAGAGAAACUGACUCUGAUUACUGGCCACAAAACAACUUGAACUGUGGGAGGUUAAGGUUUAUUAUUCAAGCAUCCUCUCUGUGAGCGUCGCAAUUCAUUGUUUUAUUUGAGUUAAAAGCUGCUGUCUACGUUACUGUGUGUGUGCAUGCGUGCAUUGUAAUUUGUAUGCAGAUAGAUUGGACUCUGCACAAAUCUGGCUGUUUCCUUUUUAUGAAGAUAAGUGAACAUAGCAAAGGCAAUUAAAGGUGGUGUAAUUAAAGAUGUCAACAUGUUUACCAUAAACCCUGCUCUAUAACUGGUUCAAAGUGUGUGUGUGGAGGGGGUGGGAAUUCUCAGCUAAAACCAUGGGGUAGGGGACCUUGGUGACUGAGUGAUUCUGUGCGUGUUUUGUGUAGGUGGAUAUGAUGCUUGGGGAAAGUGAAGAAUGUUGAGAUUGAAGUUCUCUCUCUCUUCUCCCCCCCCCCCCCCCAACAGGUACAGCAAUGA
Gopherus evgoodei (Goodes thornscrub tortoise) is the source of this 5641-nucleotide messenger RNA. It is a transcript of the gene RPUSD2, whose product is annotated as RNA pseudouridine synthase domain containing 2. The transcript has 3 exons. The record is from RefSeq and is a predicted model, not a curated record. Lineage: Eukaryota; Metazoa; Chordata; Testudines; Testudinidae. Gene Ontology annotation, molecular function: pseudouridine synthase activity; RNA binding. Gene Ontology annotation, biological process: pseudouridine synthesis. Bases 60 to 1667 code for a protein of 535 amino acids.